ACACCUCUGUUCCCUCAGACUCGGUCUGCUGCUGUCCUAUAACCAGCCAUGAUCCUCCAGGCGGCUGCACUCUGUGUCCUCUUCUGCUCCGUACACAGUUUCACCAUACAGGGUCCUUUUGAAAAGAGUGAGGAGUACUCUGGCAACACCGUUGAGGAUGACGAGUUCAGCGUCUCCACGCUGUUAGAGAAGGCCAAUAUUAAUGUUGGAAAGAACUUCGAUGACCCUCUGGUGAUGUUUGGUGACAUUGCAGUGCCAACAGGUCUACAGAACGCUGAUCCCUGCACAAUACGAGGUUGCCUGUGGCCCAAAGCCACCGAUGGCAACGUCUACGUACCCUACCGCAUCUCCAGGGACUACAGCCAAACAGAGAGAGAUACCAUCAUCCAAGGUCUACGUUCCUUUGCUGAUUCCACCUGCAUCCGCUUCACCCCCUACAACAGACAGGUGGACUUUGUGGACAUCCAGUCACGCUCCGGGUGUUUCUCGUUUAUCGGGCGUCGGGGGCGAGGCCAGGUUGUGUCUUUGAGUCGCCGCGGUUGUGUUUUCCGGCAAAUCAUCCAACACGAGCUGCUGCACGCCCUGGGCUUCAAUCAUGAGCAGACCCGGUCCGACAGGGACCAGCAUGUUCGCAUCUUGCUGGAGAACGUUAUUCCUGGUAUGGAGAGCAACUUCAGGAGGAUCCAAACAAGGAACCUCGGCACUCCCUACGACUACAACUCUGUCAUGCACUAUGGAAGGUUCGCCUUCACUAGGAACAGGAGGCCGACCAUCGUUCCCAUCCCCGACGGCAAUGUCGCCAUCGGCAGAGCCACCCAGAUGAGUCCCACGGACAUCCUUCGGGUGAACCGCCUCUAUCGCUGCAAUUCGACUGCUUCCAGGCCUGACCUGAAACCUGUGCAAAGAAAGCAUUUCCUCUAGAGAUGAAAGUCUAUCGUCAACGCGAUGUAACGAAAUCAAGAGGAAAUGAGACAAAGUGAUGCAACUUCUUUCUUUUGAUCAUCUACGAGGAAAACUAGAAAUGCCUCUUGCGCUUAAUGAACUUGCUUUAAUUGAAGCUUUGAUGAAAUUAAUUUGUGCUGUCCUUAUGAGAAAUAAAAGUGUCCAUCAUCAUAAAUGUACCCCAAUAUAACUAACUGCUUGUGAGCUUGAUACAUAUACUAAUAAUGAAUAAUAAAAAAAGUAUUCACAUAUCUUAA
This is a messenger RNA of Cyclopterus lumpus (lumpfish), 1199 nucleotides long. Its product is annotated as low choriolytic enzyme-like. Gene Ontology annotation, biological process: proteolysis. The record is from RefSeq and is a predicted model, not a curated record. The transcript is spliced from 10 exons. NCBI's taxonomy places the organism in Eukaryota, Metazoa, Chordata, Actinopteri, Perciformes, Cyclopteridae. Gene Ontology annotation, molecular function: zinc ion binding; metalloendopeptidase activity. The coding region runs from base 49 to 921 and encodes 290 amino acids.